UUGUUUCCCUACACACAUGCCAAGCUCUGCCUUAAGUCGAGCAUUCGGUGAUUGUUUCCGGUCCACACUUUCACACAAUGAUUUCGCGGACUGGAUUCACUUCCCAUCUUCCGUCAUUAGACCUGGUUCCAUCGUCUUCUGUUUUUAAUUGGAUGUUCGACAAACUUCAACUUCCGAGCUUUCGGAUAGCGGCUACGAUUUCUUGUAUAUCUAGGAUGUAUAAAUAUUCAUUCCGCGCGACAUCUUCAAGCUAAAGUCCGAGAAGAUGCUUCCGCCUUCGGAAUUCAGUCAACCGCCUUCCAAACGUUUCAAUGUUGCCGUAGUUGGAGGCGGUCUAGGUGGCCUGAUACUAACUUUUUCCUUAUUGUCGCAACGGGUACCAGUGACCUUAUACGAAGCAGCCUCAAACUUCGGUGAAAUAGGAGCAGGAGUAUCGAUUGGGCCCAACGCCAGCAGAGCUUUGAAGCUUAUUUCACCUCACCUCUAUGCAGCGUUCGAAUCUCGGGCUACGCGCAAUCAAUCUAAGGAUCAUGCCAACAUUUGGUUUGACUUCCGAUAUGGCGAAGACUGUGGGGGUAAAAGGAAUGUUUCGGAGAAGAUCACGAGCUUGUAUUGCGAAGGAGGUCAAGCCAGUGUCCACCGAGCUCACUUCUUGGACGAGUUGGUCAGGCUGCUGCCAUCCGGCGUGGCAAAAUUUGGCCAUAGAGCUCAAAGCUUUACAGACGAGGGUACAAAUGGUGUUCUCAUUCACUUUCAUAACGGAGUGACAGCCAGGCAUGAUGCAGUGGUCGGGUGUGAUGGCAUCAAGAGUAAAAUACGACCAUCAUUGCUUGGUCAUGGUCAUCCAGCCGCUUAUGCUGUUUAUUCUGGCAAAUAUGCGUACCGGGGCUUAGUUUCAAUGGAAAAGGCGAGGGAAGUUCUUGGCGAAGAGUUGAGUGGGAAUGCUCAAAUGUAUUUUGGUCGACACGGCCAUGUCCUGACUUUUGCUAUCGAGAAAGGUAGAACCAUGAAUGUGGUUGCGUUUUCGAGUUCUGGUUCUUGGGAUCAUGACGACUGGGUUGUCACUUUGACGCGUGAGGAGAUGGAUAAAGACUUCGCUCACUGGGGCGACAAAGUGCGAAGUAUUUUAGCUCUCAUGUCGAAAACUGAUGUGUGGGCUCUUUUCAAUCAUCCAGAAGCACCUACUUUCUAUAAAGGCCGCGCAGCAUUGCUUGGUGAUGCUGCACAUGCGAGUACACCUCAUAUGGGCUCUGGAGCGGGAAUGGCAAUCGAAGAUGCUUUCAUUUUAGGCAACCUGCUAGGGACAAUUGAUGACAGUGCUCACAUAGAGAAGACGUUUAAAGCAUACGACGCUGUGAGGAGGACGAGAGGCACUGAUCUCGUGCAAAAGAGUAGUGAGCAAGGUCGACUCUAUGACCUGGAAUUGGUUGGCGAUGAUCCAGAAAGGCUAAAGGAUGAAUUGGGGAAGCGGAUGCAAUGGGUUUGGAAUUUUGACAUUACCAAAGAUCUGGAGAAGGCGAAACAAAUGCUGCGAGACUUAUGAACAUCCAGAAAAAUUGAUCCAUACUCUUUUGUGACUUAAGACACUCUUCUCGAUAGCCAAUAAGAUUUAGCCUUUAUAU
Verruconis gallopava is the source of this 1622-nucleotide messenger RNA. RefSeq lists its product as uncharacterized. NCBI's taxonomy places the organism in Eukaryota, Fungi, Ascomycota, Dothideomycetes, Venturiales, Sympoventuriaceae. Gene Ontology annotation, molecular function: FAD binding. The transcript has 2 exons. The coding region runs from base 266 to 1543 and encodes 425 amino acids. Gene Ontology annotation, biological process: secondary metabolite biosynthetic process. The record is from RefSeq and is a predicted model, not a curated record.